Messenger RNA from Suillus clintonianus, 2147 nucleotides. RefSeq lists its product as uncharacterized. The transcript is spliced from 3 exons. The record is from RefSeq and is a predicted model, not a curated record. NCBI's taxonomy places the organism in Eukaryota, Fungi, Basidiomycota, Agaricomycetes, Boletales, Suillaceae. The coding region runs from base 189 to 2147 and encodes 652 amino acids.
UAUACAUCCCGCGGAAACGAGGCGGUGAGGCGCUUCACUGAAACGUUCAUUUCUUUUCCGGAGAACACGUGCCAAUGGAAUGCGGUCAUACGACCAAUACAUUUCGCAAUCAUCAAUCGAACGUCCUCACGCGUGCUCUCCCACACCUCAGACUAAACCGUCCAUCACCUCAUAUCUGAUACUCGAGGAUGCAGUCGCCACAAGUGUCAUCAGUUCCAUUGCCUGCUUUACGUGGCUGGCAUCCAGGAGAACAAGCCGUUCAGGCCAUCAUCCAUCUCCCUGAGCGGGUUGCAAUCACCGCGAUUGUGGAUAGGUUGCCCGAACAACAUCGCAUCUUCCAUACAAGUCGUCUUCAUUUCUUGCCUGUCACUACUCUUGAUCAGCAAGGAAGACCGUGGGCAUCUAUUCUUUGCUCAAAUGAUGGGAUGCCGAGUUUUAUCUCGUCCCCUACCGAUGCUUCACUGACAGUUAAAGCGCAUCUAUGGCCUGGGGAUCCAAUUAUCCAAAACUGUUCUGUUCACCUUCAUGACGGAAAGCCACUUUUUUCCGGGAUUGGGCUUGAGGUUGCGACAAGGAGGAGGAACAAAUUCGCUGGCCAUAUAUCCAAUGUUUCAUUCCGAGGUCUGGACGUCGAUCUUACUCUCGCAGUCACCCAAGCCCUCGGAUUGUGUCCUAAAUACAUCAAUAUCAGAUCGCUUACUCCAUAUCGCGGGGUGUCGCCACGCCUCAUCUAUGAGCGGUUUAAUCUAGGCGAUGGGGAGUGCCUGCCUGAUGAUGUUAUUGCAUUCAUCCAUGCAGCUGAUACAGCUUUCUUGUCGACAUCUUACGUGGCCGCUCAGGGGGAUGAGGACACUUAUCCUUCUCGAGUUGGCGUCAACCAUAGAGGGGGUCGCCCAGGAUUCGUUCGAGUCAGACCUUCUGAUAGGAAGACUCUUGUGCUUCCGAAUUAUGCCGGAAAUCGCAUGAUGAACUCAUUAGGCGACAUACACAUCACACCAGUUGCUGGAAUCGUUUUCCCAUCGUUUUCCACUGGAUCAAUCCUGCAUGUCACCGGAAAAGCGAAGACCCUGUAUGGUGCAUCUGCACGAGCAUUGAUGCCAAAUAUGAAUAUCAUUUCCACCAUCUACGUCACUGGAUUCUCCUUUAUCGAAAAUGCUAUUCCGUUGAGGGAGACAGGGACAGCGGAGCGUAGCCCCUACAGCCCACCCGUCUGCUACUUAGCGGAAGAAAAACCACCAUCUGUAUCAUUCGCGGACAUCACACUCAACCUGAUAAAGACGCGAGUGCUGAAUGACACUCUCAUCACCCUCACGUUCGAGUCAUCACGGCCUGUGGAUAUCCAUCCAAGUCAAAAUUGCGUGCUGGAGUUGUCGGAGUUCCUGCGCAAGCGCUCACACGCGCUUUUAGACUGGGAGGAAGAUGAGAGCACAGUUAACGAUGACUGUGUUCGUACUUGGACAAUCUCCACGCUUCCAACCUCAGAUGCACCUUGCAUUCUUUCUAUCACAAUGAGAGCGAUCAAAGGCGGUCUUAUCACUCCCAUUUUAUACCAGCUUGCUAGGAGUGUUGAUCCGCAGCUGACUGGAGAAGACAUUGAUGUCGCAGAAUUGAAAGUCUGCGCUCGACUGCGAGGUGUCGGGGGCGAUCUUCCUGUCCCGGAGCCGCUAGCAGCAUGCGACGGUGGACGGCGGCUGCUGUGGAUUGCUGGUGGAAUUGGCCUUACUCCUUUCCUGAGCUUAACUCGUCACGUGGCAAAUCUCGCUGCCCGGGGAUUCGGCGUCUGGGAUGUGACGCUCGUCCUUUCAUCGCGGGAGCCGGAAGUUAUGCUCGGCUUGAUUGGAGAAGCGUUUGCGGACAUGUCAUCCGGCAAAAACGGCGGCGGCCAGUCGCCCCCUGACCUGACAUUCUCCAUUCAUGUCUAUUCCUUAAGGCAAUUCCAGUUGCCUUGGUCUUUCCCGCCGUUCGUCUCGCUGGUCACGCAUGAAGGACGCCUUGACGACAAUGGAACUUUGUUUGGCAGUGUAGACGCAAAGUUUCGGGAAUCGCAUAUCUGCGGCCCGUUGCCUUUCGUUCUGAAUGCUAUGAAGUCACUCCAAGCUGCUGGAGUCGACCCGGAGCGCGUAAAGCGAGAGAGAUUCACAUAUUGA